Messenger RNA from Mya arenaria, 24285 nucleotides. RefSeq names its product mucin-16-like. Bases 1 to 24285 code for a protein of 8094 amino acids. NCBI's taxonomy places the organism in Eukaryota, Metazoa, Mollusca, Bivalvia, Myida, Myidae. The transcript is spliced from 3 exons. The record is from RefSeq and is a predicted model, not a curated record.
AUGACCGAACACAAUAGCAGUUCAACGUCCGUACCCAACGAAAAAACAGCAAUUGGGGAUAAAACUGCUGAAGGAUAUAUUACAACAACAACCGGCACAAACGAAAGUGAUGGACACAUAACUGUUACCUUAUUCGACGAAGCAACAUCUGUUGCGGAUAACAACGGCACUACGACGAACCGAACCGAUACAUCAACACAACACAGGAAUGGUUCGACAGCUUUACACAUCACAUCAACGGCCGCCGAAAAUGAAGACAUUGCAUCAACAUGGGGAGAAAAAGGUACCAAAUCGUUGUAUGAUCAAGCUUCUUCCUUUGUCAAUAAACAAACCACGUCGACGUUAGAUAGCGCAAUCAACACUUUAGGAUAUCAAAAAAGUACCUCACGGUCUUACGACACAACUACAAUGUCUAUUAGCAAACAAGCUACAUCGGCGUUGGAUGGCACAUUAACUGAGAUAAAUACACCAACGUAUGCAGACACAGUUAGAGUGCCAGGUGAUGUUAAAACAACGUCUAAUGACAACGGAGUUACACCGUUAGAUGAUAAAGCAACAACAACGUUAAAUGACGAGACAACAACAUCAAUAUAUGACAAAGCGAAUGCAGCAUUCCAAGACAAAGCAGCUACAACGAUAGAUAAUAAAGCAACUACAACGUUCUAUGGUAAAGAAAAGGCAACCUUAAAUGGCAAAGCAACAGCGUCGUUAGAUGACAAAGCAACCACUAUGUUAGAUGACAAAGCAAUUACAACGUUAGAUGACAAAGCAAUUACAACGGUAUAUGGCAAAGCAACAACGACGUUCGAAAACAAAGCAAAAACAACGUUAGAUGACAAAGCAAAAACAACGUUAGAUGACAAAACAACUACACCGUUAGAUGACAAAGCAAAAACAACGUUCGAUGACAAAACAACUACACCGUUAGAUGACAAAGCAAAAACAACGUUAGAUGACAAAACAACUACACCGUUAGAUGACAAAGCAAAAACAACGUUAGAUGACAAAGCAAUUACAACGGUUUAUGGCAAAGCAACAACGACGUUCGAAAACAAAGCAAAAACAACGUUAGAUGACAAAGCAAAAACAGCGUUAGAUGACAAAGCAAUUACAACGGUUUAUGGCAAAGCAACAACGACGUUCGAAAACAAAGCAAAAACAACGUUAGAUGACAAAGCAAUUACAACGGUUUAUGGCAAAGCAACAACGACGUUCGAAAACAAAGCAAAAACUACGUUAGAUGACAAAACAACUACACCGUUAGAUGAAAAAUCGAAAUCAACAGCCUAUGGCAAAGCGACUGCAGCGUUAGAUGGCAAAACAACAACAUCGUUUGCUGACAAGGCAGUUACAACGUUAAAUAACAAAGCAAAUACAACGCUAUAUGAUAAUGCAACAACAACACUAGGAAGCAGAACAACACCAACGUUAGAUGAAAAACCAGUAUCAACGUUAGACGAAAAAGGGACUGAAGCGUUUGACAACCAAACAACUACAACGUUUUAUGAAAAAGCAGCCUCAAGAUUUGAUGACAAUAGAACACCAAAGUUAGAUGAAAAAACAACGGCAACCUUAGAUGGUAAGGAAACAGCAUCGGCACGAUACAAAAUAACUACAACAUUAGACAAUAAAGACACUUCCAUGCUAGAUAAAAUAGCAGCAACAACGUUAGACGACAAGAUAACAACAACGUUAGAUGGCAAAUCAAAAGCAACACCAUAUUACAAAGGAACUACAGUGGUAGACGACAAAGUACCAGCAACGUUAAAUGACAAAAGCAGAACAACGCUGGAUGACGUAACUAUAACGCUUGAUGAACAAAUAACAGCAACAUUUUAUGGCAAAGGAACUACAGCGUUAGAUGACAAAAUAACAGUAACGUUUGAUGACAAAGUGUCUACAGCGGUAGACAACAUAGAACUUACAACGUUAAAUGACAAAGCAGCACCAUCACCAAAUGACAAAGUAACAUCAACGUUAGAUAGCAAAGCAACAGUUACGUUUGGCUUUAAAGCCACAUCAACGUUAAAAGACAAGGAAACAACAUCAGCGCUUGACGGCAAAGCUACAUCAACGUUUGGCGACAAAGUAACACAGACGCUAGACGAAAAAGCAACAUCAACUUCAGAUGGCAAAAACACUGUAUCAACGGUAAGCAAUACAGAAACAACAACAAUAUACGACAAAGCAACUAGGACGUUAGAUGGUGUCGAUUCAUCAACGUUAGACACCACAGUUACGGAAACAAUAGAUGGCGUCGCUACACCCACGUUAGACGACAAAACUACUAUAAAGGGUGAGAACAAAUUCACUGCAACGUUAGACGACAAAGCAGUUUCAGCGUUUGAUAGAAAAUCCGAAGGAUCAACUACGUCAAACGGCAAAGCUACACAGACGUUAAAAGUUACAGGGACUUUAGAAGACAAACUCACAGCAGCUCCAGAGCGCAAUUCUACAAUAGUGUUUGAUGACAACGCUACAAAAGCUUUUGACAGCAACGUUUCAGAAGGAACUAAAAAUACAUAUCCAGCAACGGUAGUAAGUGUUACUGAAACCGUUGAAGAGAGCUUUUCCACAAACCAUUUCACUAACAGAGAAGAGACAGCUUAUAAAACACAAAAUAGUGAACGUUUUGUGUUUGCAACUGAGCAAAGCUCAACAGGAAAUACUGAAAGAAGGCAGUCACCGACAGUCGGAGAGAUGUCAGCUAAACAAGAACCUACAAUGUUGAAUAUAGAACAUGCCGUCAGCACGACAACAGUGAUGGGGUUUGUAGGUAAAGACGCUAAUGCCGACCUAAACAAUGCAACAAGCUUACAUGCGGCCGAUUCGACUGUGCGAUCGCCCACAAUAAGUCCACGCACUUCACAACACACUUCACAACAUACCCAAAACUCAAAACAGAAACCAACAGAAAACUCAACUGAAGAAUUCGUUCAAACCACUCAGAAGACAUUAAUUCUUGCAGACCAAGCACCAAACUUGUCAACGAAGUCAACAAAUACGCACAUCGAUAUCCUGGACGCAAAACAGACAACGUCGGAGGAUUCAUCUAAAUUUGACCUUCAAACUGCCAAAACGCCACCAGCAAUUACAUAUAACGAAAGUGCACCAGCGAAGCAGAAAACAUCGCCUUCUGUUGUAAAUCCAAACGAUGAACAUUCACAUGAUACAAGCGAAACAACAACGAGUGCAUCGAUCUUACCAAUAUUCAACGAUUCCACGCAAUUCACGUCGAAGACAUAUUCAUCUGUAGCGACAACCUUGGAUAAUAAUAUUACACAUAGAGCUACAUCUGAAGCAAUAGUGAGCGAAAACACAGCUUCUGAUGUAAAGGCCUCAACGUCUGCGGCUUCUGGUACAAUGUCAACAACUAAAGAAUUUUCUGAUUUUGAAAAAGAAGAAAGAUUUUCUUUCGAAGCAGAGUUUUUUACAAAACAAGCAUCCGCAAAUUCAUCCCCGAUAUUGGACACACAUAUGUUUGAAACGCCAGUACGUCCAAAAGAUCCUGACACGACAACGAAUACAACUGAAGCUUCGACGAGUAAGGUGUUGUCCGAGGUAACUUCAGAUAUAGACGAAACUAUAUUAUUCAGCACGAGAAUCAAUGAAAUAUACAGCGAAAGUGGACAGAAUAAACAACAAAGCAAAGAAACGUUAACGCAAACAGUUACAUUAAAUGAUGUUACACAUACAGAUCAAACUAAGCCAAGCAUAGCUGUGAACGAUCCGGUAGCAGAAAUCACAAACAUAGUAGAAACAUUCAGUUAUACAAACUUGACGACCAGGCCUUUAUCGUCUUCAAGAGAGAUUGUACCAGAUAGUAAAAGCAACAUUCGAAACACGUUUUCAUCAUUGAGUGAAGGUGCUGGUUUAACAACAUCAUUUACUACAGAUAAAAUAACUUCAAAUAUAACUGAACAGACAACCUCAAAUUCCGAAAAUAAUACAACAAAGAAAACAAACAAUGAAACAACCGCAAAUAGUUUCACAGAAAGUGAACAUGUAAAAAUAAUUGCACAGACAACUUUAAAUCCGGAAAAGAAUAUAACAAAGAAAACACACAAUGGUUUAAUUGAGCAUAGCGUCACAGAAAGUGGACGUUUGGAUAUAACUGAACAGGCAACAUUGACUUCUGAAAAUAAUUUAACAAAGAAAACAAACUAUAUAUCAACCGUAAAUAGUUUCGUACAAAAAGAGAUCAAAGGCACGCAAACGACAAAUGGCAAAACUGACGAUUCUGACAGUUCUUAUUACACAUAUCAAACUACUAUGAUUCUGAACACCAAUACGCCAUCGGUAGUUUCAACGGAGCCGAACUCACCAUAUCCGAGGACCGUACCUAACAAAACAAUUGAGAAUACUGGCAGUUCUUAUAUCAUAACUCCUACUACUUCACUCAUCAACACUAAAGUGCUACCGGUAGUUUCAACAGAGCCUAUUGCUGAACCUCCGAGCACGGUUCAUGACCAAAAAAGUCAGAACACUGGCAUAAAUUAUAACAAAGUUCCAACAACUUUACUCAUUAGCACCAACACCCCAUCGGUGGUUCAAACAGAGACAAAGAUACCACCUCUGAGCACCGUUCCGGGGCAAGCAUCGGGAAAUAAUGGCAUAUCUUAUAACACAAGUCCAACUGUUAUACUCCCGAGCAAAGGAACGACAUCGGUAUAUUCAACAGAGCCAAAUGAACAGAAUCCGAGCACCAUUCUUGACCAUGAAACUGAGGAUAAUGGCAAAAUUGAUAACAAAGGUCAGACUACUUUAAUUCUUAGCACCGAAACUCCAUUGGAAGUCUCAUCAGAGCCGAAUGUACCUUCUCCGGGAAUUGUUCCUGCCCAAGGAACUAAUAAUAGUGCCAAUUCAUAUAUCGGAAGUCCGUCCUCUUUACUCCUGAGCACCGAAACUGCAUCGGUAUUUUCACCAAAUACAAAGUUUCCAAUCACUUCUCCUGAUCUUCAAGGUGAGAAUUCCGCAAGUUCUCAUAACACAGGUCAAACCACUAUACAACUGAGCACCGAAACUCCAUCGGUAGUGUCAACUGAGUCUAAUGAACAAUCUCCGAGUACCGUUCUUGGCCAAGAAACUGAGAAUUUUGGCACUUCUUAUAACGGCAACGCAAGUCCGAAAGAUAUACUACUGAGCACCGAAACGCCUUUGGUAGUUUCAUCAGUGCAGACUCCGGGAACCGUUCCUGCCCAAGGAACUGAUAACACUGUCAGUUCUGGUAACGCUCAUUUGACUACUAAGAUCCUUGGCAACGAAAAUACAGUAUUUUCAACAGAGCCGAUUAAUCCAACUCCGAACACCGAUUCUAAGCAAGAAAAUGAUAAUAGUGGCAUUUCUCAUAGCAUAAGUUCGACCACAAUAUUCCUGAGCACCGAAACUCCAUUGGUAGUUUCACCAGAGCGGAAUGCACCACCGAGAACCAUUCCUGGCCAGGAAACUGAGAUAAGUGUCAGUUCUAAUAGCGGAAGUCCGACUACCUUGCUCCUGAGCACCGAAGCUCAAUCGGUAGUUUCAACAGAACCGAAUCUAUGGAAUCAAUUAACAGCUCUUGACCAAGAAACGGAGAAUACAGGCAUUUCUGAAAACACAAUGCCAACAACUAUUCUUCUCGGCAACGAGACUCCAUCGGCAGUUCAAACAGGGACGAAUAAACCACAUCCGACUUCCAUUCCUGAGCAAAAUGAGAACACUGGCAGUUCUUUAUACACUAGUCAAACAACCAAACAACUCAUCUCCGAAACACCACCAGUAGUUCCAACACACCCGAGUACAUCACAUGAAAGAACCAUUCUUGACCAUGACACUAAUAGUUCUGACAGUUCAUAUAACAAAAGUCCAACCAUUGUAUUCAUAAACAACAAAACUCCUCUGAAAGUUUCAACAGAUCCGAACCAACCCUAUAGCAGCACCAUUCCUGACCUAGGAACUGAGAAUACAAACAGUUUUGAUAACACACGCCCUACUACUAUACGCAUGAGUAACAAAACGCCAUCGGUAGUUUCAACAAAGAUGAAUGCACUACCUCCGAGCACCGUUCCUGAUCAAAAUACUGAAUUUGGCAGUUCUUAUCACAUAAAACCGACUACUAUUCUCAAGAGCACGAUACCUCCAUCGGUAAUUUCAACACAAGCACUGCAUGCACAGAAUCCAGUCAUAACUCCUGACCAACAAACUGAGAAUACUGACAUUUCUUAUAACACAAGUCAAACAUCUAUAUUCAUGAGCAUGGAAACUCCAUCGGUAGUUUCAAAUAAGUCCGAUAAGCAAUCUCCUAGCACCGUUCCGGGCCAAGAAGCUGAGAACAAUGGCAGCUUUUAUAACACAAGUCCGACAGAUAUACUCCUGAGUACCGAAACGCCAUCGGUAGAUAUAACAGGACCGAAUGCGAAGACACCGAGCACGGUUCCAGCCCAAAACACUGAGAAUACGGGCAGUUCUGGUAACAAACACUUGACUACUAUUAUCCUUGGUACCAAAACUAUAGAAGUUUCACCAGAGCCGAAUAAACCACCCCCGAGCACCGUUUCUCAGCAAAUGAAUGAGAACAGUGACAGUUUUCAUUACAUACAUUCGAGCACUAUAUUCAUGAGCACCAAAACUCCAUUGGUAGUUUCAUCAGAGCGGAAUGCACCACCGAGAACCAUUCCUGGCCAGGAAACUGAGAUAAGUAUCAGUUCUAACAGCAGACGUCCGACUAACUUGCUCCUGAGCUCCGAAACUCGAUCAGUGAUUUCAACAAAACCGAAUGCAAUGAAUCAGUUCACAGGUCUUGAUCAAGAAUCGGAGAAUACUGGCAUUUCUGAUAACACAAUCCCAACUACUAUUCUUCUGGGCAACGCAACUCCAUCUGAAGUUCCAACAUACUCGAAUGCACUUACUCCAAAAAAAAUUCCUGACCAAGAAAAUGAAAAUACUGGAAGUUCUUUUGACAGAAGUCCUUUUAUAUUUAUGAGCACUAAAACUCCAUCGGUAAUUUCAACAGGGACGAAUAAACCACAUCCGACUUCCAUUCCUGACCAAACUGAGAACACCGGCAUUUCUUUAAAAACAAGUCAAACAACUAAAAAUCUCAUGUCCGGAACACCAUCGGUUGUUCCAAUAGACCCCAGUACAUCACACGAAAGCAACGUUCCUCACCAAGUUACUGAUAAUACAGGCAGUUCAUACAGCAAAAGUUUAGCUGCUGUAUUCCUAAACAACAAAACUCCUUUAGUAGUUUCAACAGAUCCGACCCAACCCCCCAGGAGCACCAUUCAUGGCCAAGGAACUGAGAAUACAGGAAGUUUUAAUAACGCAAGUCCUACUACUAUACGGAUAAGUAGCAACACGCCAUUUGUAAUUUCAACAAACCUGUAUGCACCAAACCCGAGCACCAUUCCUGAUCAAGAUAAUAAUAAUAAUACUGACAGUUUUUAUCACAUAAGUCAGACAACUAUUCUCAAGAGCCUUGAACCUCCAUCGGAAAUUUCAACACAUGAACCGAAUGCACAAAAUCAAAUCACAGCUCACAAAACUGAGAAUACUGACAGUUCUCAUAACGCUGGUCAAACUAUUGAGCUUCUGAGCACCGAAACGCCACCGGUAGUUUCAACUGAGGUCAAUGAACAAUUUCCGAGCACCAUUCCGGACCAAGAAACUGAGAAUAAUGGAAGUUCUUAUAACACAGAUAUAAGUUCGACAGAUAUACUCCUGAGCACCGAAAAACCAUCGGUAGUUUCAUCUGAGUCCAACGAACAUUUUCAGAGCACCGUUCCGGACCAUGAAACUGAGAAUAAUGGCAGUUCUGGUAACAAACAUUUGAAUACUUUAAUCCUUGGCAUCGAAACUGCAACGCACCCGAAUAAACCAACUCCGAGCACCGUUUCUGAGCAAGAAAAGGCUGAUAGCAUUUCUAUUAACACAAUCCAAACUACUUUUCUACAGAACAACGAAACUCCAUCGGUAGUCUCAACAGAGAAAAAUGCACCUACUCCAAACAGCGUUCCUAAGCAAGAAAAUGAAAAUACUAGCAGUUAUUUUUACCUAAAUUUGUCAACGAUACUCAUAAGCGCUAAAACUUUAUCGGUAGUUUCAACAGAGACGAAUGAUCGACAUCCGACCAACGUUCCAGACCAAACUGAAAAGACCGUUAGUUCUUUUAACAGAAGUCAAACUACCAAACAACUUAUCUCCGAAAUACCAGAAGGAGUUCCAACAGGCCAUGAACAGAGUUCAUCACAUGAAAGAAUCGUUCCUGACCAAGAAACUGAUCAUACUGGCAGUGCAUAUAACAAAAGUCCAACCGCUGCAUUUAUAAACAACAAAACUCCUUUGGUAUUUUUAACAGAUUCGAACCAAACCCCUAGGACCGACGUUCCUGACAAAGGAACGCAGAACACAGGCAGUUUUUAUAACACAAGUCUAACUUCUAUACGCAUGAGUAACAAAAUGCCUUCGGUUGUUUCAACAAAGCUAAAUGAACAACCUCCGAGCACCGUUUCUAAUCAAGAUACUGAUAAUAUUGGCACUUAUUAUAAAAUGAGUUCGACUACUAUACUCAAGAGCACGGAACCUGCAGCGGUAGUUUCCACACAGCCGAAUGUACAGACACUGAAGACAGUUGAUGACCACGAAUUAGAGGAUACUAGCAGUUAUUUUAACACAUAUCUAAAUACUAUAUUUCAGAUCACCGAAACUCAAUCGAUACGUUCAACAGAGCCAAAUGAAAAAUAUCCGAACAUCGUUCCUGAACAAAACACAGACAAUAGCAGUUCUUACAACACACAACCAACUACAAUAUUCCUGAGUACCAAAAUACCUUCGGAAGUUUUAACACAGCAGAAGUCAACACCUUCGAGCACUGUUCAUGGCCGGGAAACAGACAAUACUGGCGAUCACUACAAAACAAGUCCAACAAUUAUAUCCUUGGACACCGAACCUACACCGAUAUUCUCAACAGAAUCAAAUGAGCCAUAUUCGAGCACCGUUCCUGCCCAUGAAACUGAGAAAACCGACAGUUUUAAUAACAAAAGUCCGACAAAUAAUCUCCUGAGCAACAAACUUCAAUCGGUAACAUCAGCAGAUCUCAAUGCAUAUCCUUCUAGUACCGUUCAUGACCAGGAAACUGAGAUAGCUGGCCGUUUCUAUAACACAAGUCCAACAACUAUACUCCUGAGCGCCGAGACGACAGAGGUAGUUUCUAAAGAGCGUAAUACACCGACUCAGAAUACGGUUUCUGAUCAAGCAACGGAGAAGAGUGUGGGUUCUUAUAACACAAAACCUCCGAGCACCAUUCCUGACCAAGAAACUGAGAUUUCUGACAGUUAUUAUGACACAAAUCCAACAGGAGCACUCCUAAGCACUCAAACAUUAUCGGUAAUAUCCGCAGAUCCGAAUUUAUAUCUACCGAGAACUAUUUCUCAAGAAACUGAGAAUAUUGGUAAUCCUGAUAGCACAAGUCCAACUUCUUUACUCCUGAGCACCGAAACCCCAUUGGAAGUUUCAACAGAGCCGACUGUUCCGACUCUGGGCACCAUUCCCGACCGAGAAACUGUGAAUACUGCCAGGUAUGAUAACAAACGUCCGACUUCCACUCUUUUCGGUACAGAAACCCCACCGGCAGUUUUAAACGAGACAAAGGCACCAAAUCCAGGGACAGUUUCUGAGCAAAGAAAUGAGACCAGUGGCAGCUCUUACAACACAAGUCCACAUUCAUCACUCUUAAGCACCGAAACCCCAUUGAAAGUUUCAUCAAAGCUGAAUGGAUCUUCUUCAAGCGCAGUUCCUGACGAAAUAGCUGAGAAUAGUGCGAGUGUUAAAAGCAAAGGUCCGACUACAAUACUCCUGAAAACCGAAACUCCACCAUUGAGAUCGACAAUGUCUAAUGGUCCGACAACGAAUACUGUUCCUGACCAACAAACUGAGAAUACUAAACGCUCGUACAACACAAGACCAGCACAAAUUCUCCUGAACACCCAGAUUCCAUCAGUUAUUUCAACACAGUCGAAUGCAUUACCUCCAAACACCGACCAAGAAACGAAGACUAGUGGUAGUCUAAAUAGCAUAAACCCAAGUACUAUACUUCCGAGCAUCGAUACUCUAUCUGUGGUUUCAUCAGAAACGAAUGCACAGACUCCGAAUACCGCUUCUGGUCAAGAAACGCAUAAUAAUGGCACCGUUCAGGACCAAGAGACUGAAAGUACUGACAGUAUUUAUAACACAAGUCAUAACACAAGUCAAGGAACUAUAUUCAUGAGCACCGAAAUGCCAUCGGAUUUGUUAACAGAGCCCAAUGUACCACCUCCGAGCACCAUUUCUGACCAAGAAACUGAGAUUCCUGUCCCUUCCUAUAACACGAUUUCGACUGCUAUACUCUUGAGCACCGGAGCUCUAUCGGAUGUUCCAACAAAGUUGAACGCACCGCCUACGAACGACGCACCGAACAAAGAAACUGAGACAACUAGAAGUUCUCCAACUUCUUUACUCCUGAUCACCAAGAUCCCAUCAGUAGAUUCAACAGAUCUUAAUGAAUCACCUACGAGAACCGUUCCUGGCCAAACAACUGGAAACUCUGGCAUUACUGGUAACACAAGACUAAUUUCAAAACACCUAGGUACCGAAAUUUCAUCGGUUGUUCCAACUGACCCGCUUGCACCGUCUCCGACAUCGCCCGAACAUGCAACUGAUAAACUUGUUAGUUCUGAUAACCCUCAUUGGGCUACUCUACUGCUGAGCAACAAAACUGCAUUGGGGUUUUCAACAGAGCAAACUGCUGUAGCUCCUAGCAUCGUUCCUGAGCAAGAAACUGAUAGUAGUUACAGUUUUUAUAAUACACAUCCUACUGCUUUACCCCUGAGCACCAACACGCCAUCGGUAAGUUCAACAGAAUCAAACGUACUACCUACGGGAUCCUUUCCAGAAGAAGAAACUGAGAGAACAAUUGUUCCUGUUAUAUUCUUGAGCACAGAAACACCAUCGGGUGUUUCAACAGAGUCGAAUGCACUUUAUUCGAACAUUGCUACAAACCAGGAAACUGAGAAAACUGGAAGUUUUGAAAAUACAGUUCCAACUACUAUACGGCUGAGCACUAGAACACCACGAGAGGUCUCAACAUAUUCGAAUGCACCACAUACGAGCACCGUUUCUGACCAAGCGACUGAGAAAAAUGGCAAUUCAGAUAGCAAACAAAGUCAAACAAUAAUGCACCUGAGAACCAUAUCUGCAUCGGUAGUUUCACGUCCAAGCACCAUUCCUGACCAAAAAACUGCAACUUCUGUCAGUUUGUUUAACACAAGUGCGACUACUACACUCUUAAGCAACGAAACACCAUCGGGUGUUUCAACAGAGACCAAAGGACAUCCUACGAACACCGCUCCCGACCAAGAUACUGAGAAAGCGGGAAUUUCUGAUAACACAACUCCAACUAUUCUAAUGCUAAGCACCGUUAUUUCAUCAGUAGCUUCAACAGAGUCGAAUACUUCCCCUCUUAACAUUUUUUCUGACCAAGCGACUGAGAAUACUGGCAGUUCAGAUAAUUCAAGUAUAAUUACUUUACACAUGAGCAACAAAAACCUUUCGGUAGUUUCAUCAGAGCCGAAUACGCCUUCACCGAGCAGCGGUUCAGACAAAGCAACUGAGAAUACUCACAUUUCCGAUACCAUUAGUAUAACUAUAUUACAGAUGAACACCGACACGCCAACGGUAGUUUCAAAAAGGCCGAAUUCACCACCACCGAGCACCGUACCUGGUUACGGAACUGAAAGCACAGACAGUUUUUUUAAAACAAAUCCAACUUCUACACCUUUGAACCCUAAAACGCCACCAGUAGCUUUAACAGAGCCGAAUGAAUCAAAUAAGAACACCCAUACUGACCAAGAAUCUCAAAAAACAAGAACAAAAACUAUACAACUGAGCAGCGGAACUUCAUCGGUAGUUCCAACAGAGUCAAAAGCACCUCAUUCGAGCACCACUCCCGACGAAGAAAGUGAGAAAACCAAAAGUUUUGAUACCACAUCUCUGACUUCUUUACUGCCGAGCACCGAAAUUCCAUUAGUAGUUACAACAGAUUCGAAUCCACAUCCUCCUGGCACCGUUUCUGACCAAGCAACUGGCAGUUCUGAUAACACACGUCUUACUUCUAUACAACUAAAGAGCGAAACACAAUCGCUAGAUUCAACAGUCAAGAAUGGACCCUCUCUCAGCACUUUGCCGAGCGUAGAAACUGCGACUUCUGUCAGUUCUUAUUACACAGAUGCGACAACUCUAUCCUUUAGCACUGAAACAUCAUCUGAUGUUUCACUAGAGUGGAAUGCACCUCAUAGGAAAACCGCCCCCAAACAAGAAACUGAUAAAAACGGAGGUACUGAUUACACAACCCCAACAAAUAUACUUCUUAGCACCGAAAUUCCACCGGCUAUUUCAACAGAGCCGAAUGCACCUCCACCGAGCACCGUAUCUGACCAAGAAACUAAAACUACUGGCAGCUUUUAUAUAACAAGGCCAACCACUAUACUACUGAACAACGAAACGUCACCGGUGGUUUCAACAAAACCGAGCAAUGUUGGUGGCAAAGAAACUAAGACUACUGACAGUUCUUAUAUCACUAGUUCAAAACCUAUACUCCUCAAUACCGUAACAUCAUCGGUAAUGUCAGCAGAUUCGAGUAAUGUUCCUGAAAAAGAAACUGAGACUUCUGGCAGUUCUAAUAACACAUUUCGAUCAUCUUUUCCCCCUAACAUCGAAGCUCCAUUGGUAGUUUCAAUGCAGUCAAAUGCACCAUCUACGAGUACCGUUGGCGAUCAUGCAACUGAUAAUGCUAGUAGUUCUUAUAACCCAAGUACGGCUAUUAUACUGAUGAGCAAAGAUUAUACAUCGGUAGUUUUAUCAGAGUCCAAUGCAUCAGCUCCAAGCAUCGUCCCAAAGCAGGAUAUUGAGAGUUCUGACAGUAUUUAUACCACAAAUCCAACUUCUAAACACCAUAGCACCGAAACGCCAGGGCUGUUUUCACCAGAGUCGAAUAAACAAUCUACGAUCUCCCAUCCAGAACAAGCAACUCAGAAUACUGGCAGUUCUUAUACCACAAGUUCAAAAACUAUACUACUCACCACCGAAACGUCAUCGUUAAUUUCAGCAGAUCCGAGCAAUUUUCAUCAAAAAGAAACCGAGACUUCUGACAGUUCUUAUAACACAAUUCGAACAACUUUUUCCCCUAGCACCGAAACUCCAUUGUUGGUUUCAAUAGAGCCAAAUACGCCAUCUACAAGUACCGUUACUGAUCAUACAACUGAUAAUGCUGGUAGUUCUUAUAACCCAAGUCCGUCUACUGUACAGCUGAGCAACGAUAAUACAUCUGUAGUUUCUUCCGAGCUCAAUGCAUCAGCUCCAACCAUCGUUCCAAAGCGAGAUAUUGAGAGUUCUGACAGUUUUUAUAACACAAAUCCAGCUUCUAUACCCAUGAGCACCGAAACGCCAGCGCUGUUUUCAACUGAGUCGAAUGAACCAUCUACGAAAUCCCAUACUGAGCAAGCAACUCAGAACACUGGCAGUUCUUAUAUCACAAGUUCAAAAACUAUACUCUUCAGCACCGAAACGUCAUCGGAAGUUUCAGCAAAUCCAAGCAAUGUUCCUGAAAAAGAAAUUGAAACUUCUGGCAAAUUUUAUAACACGAUUCCAACAAUUUUAGCCCUGAACUCCGAAACUCCAUUUGCAGAUUUAAAAGAGCCCAAUGCAUCAUCUACGAGUAUCGUUACUGACCAUGCAACUCAUAAUGUUGCCAGUUCUGAAGAUAUAAGUCCGACUACUAUUUCGCUGAGCAACGGUAAUACAUCGGUUCCAUCAGAGCCAAAUGCAUCAACUGCAAGCAUCGUUCCAAAGAAAGAUACUGAGAGUUCUGACAGUAUUUAUAACACAAGUCCAACUUCUAUACAUGUGAGCACCGACACGCAAUUUGUAGUUUUAACAGAGGCGAAUGCACCUCCUUCGAGCACCUUGUCUGAUUUAGAAACAGAGACUACUGUCAGUUCUAUUAACACAACUAUGACUUCUGUACUCGUGAGCACUGAUAAACUAUCGGGUGUUUCAAAAGUGUCGAAUGCACCUCAUACGAACACCAUCCCCGACCAGGAAACUGAAAAAACGGGAAGUUCUGAUAACACGAAUCCAACUUCUUUACAGCUGAGCACAGAAAUUCCACCAUUAGGUUCAACAGAGUCAAAUGCACCACAUCCAAACACCGUGACUUCCAAAGUGACUGAAAAUACUGGCAGUUCAGAUAAGACAAGUCUAAUAAGUGUAUCCCUGAGCACCGAAAACACAUUGGUUGUUUCAAUAGAGCCCAAUAUAACAUUUCCGAGUACCGUUCCCGACCAUGGAACUGAUAAUACUGGUAGUUCUAAUGACCAAAGUCCGAUAACUAUACCACUGAGCAACGAAUCUACAUCGGUAAAUUCAACAGAGACUCGUGUACAAGCUAAAAGUACCAUUCAUGAGCAAGAAAUUGAGAGCACUGACUUUAUUUAUUACACUCAUCCAAAUUCUUUUCCCCUGAGCACCGAAACACCAUCGGUAGUCUCAAACGAACCGAAAGCAUCACCUACAAGCAUACUUGUUGAACCAGAUACUGAAUCUAACGAAACCAAUCUGACUGGUAAUCUAAUGAGCACUGAAACACCUUCGGGUGUUCCGACAGAGUCGAAUGCACCUCCUCGCAACACUGCUCCCAAAAAAGAAACUGAGAAAACAAGUAGUGAUGAUACCACAACUCUGACUACUUUGCUGCCGUUCACAGAAAUUCCAACUUUAGUUUCAACUAAUUCGAAUGCAUUACCUCCGAGCAACGUUUCUGAUCAACCGACUGAGAACAUUGGCAGUUCUGAUAUCCCAAGUCUCACUACUAUGCACCUGAACACCAAAACUACAUCGGUAGCUUCAACAACCCUGAAUGAACCACGUCCGAGCACGUUGCCUGCACUAAAAACUGACACUACUGUCAGUUCUUACAUGACAAAUGCGACUACUAUACUCUUGAGCACAGAACAUACAGCUGUUUCAAAAGUGUCGAAUGAACCUUAUACGAUCACUGCUUUCGACCAAGAAUCUGAGAAACCUGGAAGUACUCAUAACACAACUCCAAUUACUAAACUACUAAACACCGAAAUACCAUCUAUAUUUUCAACUAAUUCGAAUGCAUUACCUCCGAGCAACUUUUCUGAUCAACCGACUGAGAACAUUGGCAGUUCAGAUAUCACAAGUCUAACUUCUAUGCACCUGAGCACCAAAACUACAUCGGUAGAUUCAACAAACCUGAAUGAACCACGUCCCAGCACCUUGCCUGAACUACAAACUGAGACUACUGUCAGUUCUUACAAGACAAAUGCGACUACUAUACUCUUGAGCACAGAACAUACAGCUGUUUCAAAAGUGUCGAAUGAACCUUAUACGAUCACUGCUUUCGACCAAGAAUCUGAGAAACCUGGAAGUACUCAUAACACAACUCCAAUUACUAAACUACUAAACACCGAAAUACCAUCUAUAUUUUCAACUAAUUCGAAUGCAUUACCUCCGAGCAACUUUUCUGAUCAACCGACUGAGAACAUUGGCAGUUCAGAUAUCACAAGUCUAACUUCUAUGCACCUGAGCACCAAAACUACAUCGGUAGAUUCAACAAACCUGAAUGAACCACGUCCCAGCACCUUGCCUGAACUACAAACUGAGACUACUGUCAGUUCUUACAAGACAAAUGCGACUACUAUACUCUUGAGCACAGAACAUACAGCUGUUUCAAAAGUGUCGAAUGAACCUUAUACGAUCACUGCUUUCGACCAAGAAUCUGAGAAACCUGGAAGUACUCAUAACACAACUCCAAUUACUAAACUACUAAACACCGAAAUUCCAUCUCCAGUUUCAACUAAUUCGAAUGCAUUACCGACGAGCAACGAUUCUGAUCAAGUGACAGAGAACAUUGGCAGUUCAGAUUACACAAGUCUAACUUCUAUGCACCUGAGCACCAAAACUACAUCGUUAGAUUCAACAAUCCCGAAUGAACCACGCCCGAGCACCUUGCCUGAACUAGAAAAUGAGACUACUGUCAGUUCUUAUAUGACAAAUGCGACUACUAUACUCUUGAAAACCGAAACUAUUGCUGUUUCAAAAGUGUCAAAUGCAUCUUAUACGAACAAUGCUUCCGACCAAGAAAAUAAGAAAACUGAAAGUACUGAUAACACAACUCCAACUACUGAUCUGCUCAGCACCGGAAUUCCAUUAGUAGUUUUAACAGAGUCGAAUAAACCACUUCCAAACACCGUGUCUGACCUAGUGACUGAGAACACUGCCAUUUCAGAUAAGACAGGUCUUAUAACUAUUCAACUGAGCACCGAAAUGCCGUCGGAGGUUACAGCAGAGCCGAAUGUAUCAUCACAUAGCACUGUUCCUAACGAAGCAACUGAGAAAACUCGCAUUUCAGAUUACACAAGUCAAACUUUUAUUCACUUGAGCACCGAAACGCAAUCAGAAGCUUCAACAAAGCCGAGUGCACGACCACCGAGCACCAUUCCUAAGAAUGGAACUGAACGCACAGUUAGUUUUUAUAAAAACAAUCUAACUUCUAUACCCUUUAGUCCCGAAACGCCAACAGUAGUUUCAACACUUCCGAAUGAACCAUCUACGAACUCCCAUCCUGACCAAGCAACUCAGAACACUGGCAGUGAUUAUAUCACAAGUUCAAAAACUAUACUCUUCAGUAACGAAACGUCAUCGGUAGUUUCAGCAGAUCCGAGCAAUGUUCCUGAAAAUGAAAGUGAGACUACUGGCAAAUCUUAUAACACAAUUCAAACAACUCCAGCCCUGAGUACCGAAACACCAUUGGAAGUUUCAAUAGAGACCAUUGCACCAUCUCCGAAUACCGUUACUGACCAUGCAACAUAUAAUGCUGAUGGUUCUGAUGACCGAAAACCGACUUCUAUUUUGCUGGGCAACAAUACUACAUCGUUAGUUUCAACAAAACCCAAUUCAACAGCUCCAAGCACAUUGCCUGAUUUAGAAACUGAGACUACUGUCAGUUCUUUAAACGCAACUAUGCCUACAAUAUUCUUUAGAACCGAUACACCAUCGGGUAUUUCAACAGUGACGAAUGCACAUCAUACACCAUUGAGUCCCAAAACGCCAUCAGUAGGUUCAAUAGAGCAGAAUACACCACCAUCGAGCACCGUUCCUGACCAAGGAAAUGAAAGCACAGGCAGUUCUUACAAUCUAACUUCUAUACCCUUGAGCACCGGAACGCCAACGGUAGUUUCAAUGGAUUCGAAUGAACCAUCUACGAACUCCAUUCCUGACCAAAAUACUGGCAGUUUUUAUAUCACAAGUUCAGAAACUAUACUCUUCAGCAACGAAACGUCAUCGGUGGUUUCAGCAGAUCCGAGCAAUGUUUCUGACCAAGAAACUGAGACUGCUGGCAAAUCUUAUAACACAAUUCAAACAACUAUAGCCCUGAGUACCAAAACUCCAUUGGAAGUUUCAAUAGACACCAUUGCACCAUAUCCGAGUACCGUUACUGACCAUGCAACUAAUAAUGCUGAUGGUUCUGAUAACCCAAGUCCGACUUCUAUUUUGCUGAGCAACAAUACUACAUCGCUAGUUUCAACAAAACCAAAUGCAUCAGCUCCAAGCACAUUGCCUGAUUUAGAAACUGAGACUACUGUCAGUUCUUUAAACACAACUAUGCCUACUAUAUCUUUGAGAACCGAUACACCAUCGGGUAUUUCAACAGUGACGAGUGCACAUCAUACACCAUUGAGUCCCGAAACGGCAUCAGAAGGUUUAAUAGAGCAGAAUGCACCACCAUCAAGCACCGUUCCUGACCAAGGAAAUGAAAGCACAGGCAGUUCAUACAAUCUAACGUCUAUACCCUUGAGCACCGGAACGCCAACGGUAGUUUCAACGGAAUCGAAUGAACAAUCUACGAACUCCAUUCCUGACCAAGAAACUCAAAAUACUGGCAGUUUUUAUAUCACAAGUUCAAAAACUAUACUCUUCAGCAACAAAACGUCAUCGGUGAUUUCAGCAGAUCCGAGCAAUGUUUUUGACGAAGAAACUGAGACUGCUAGCAAAUCUUAUAAUACAAUUCAAACAACUUUAGCCCUGAGUACCGAAACUCCAUUGGAAGUUUCAAUAGAGACCAUUGCACCAUAUCCGAGUACCGUUACUGACCAUGCAACUAAUAAUGCUGAUGGUUCUGAUAACCCAAGUCCGACUUCUAUUUUGCUGAGCAACAAUACUACAUCGCUAGUUUCAACAAAACCAAAUGCAUCAGCCCAAAGUACAUUGUCUGAUUUAGAAACAGAGACUUUUGUCAGUUCUUUAAACACAACUAUGCCUACUAUAUCUUUGAGAACCGAUACACCAUCGGGUAUUUCAACAGUGACGAGUGCACAUCAUACACCAUUGAGUCCCGAAACGGCAUCAGUAGGUUCAAUAGAGCAGAAUGCACCACCAUCAAGCACCGUUCCUGAUCAAGGAAAUGAAAGCACAGGCAGUUCUUACAAUCUAACGUCUAUACCCUUGAGCACCGGAACGCCAACGGUAGUUUCAACGGAAUCGAAUGAACAAUCUACGAACUCCAUUCCUGACCAAGAAACUCAAAAUACUGGCAGUUUUUAUAUCACAAGUUCAAAAACUAUACUCUUCAGCAACAAAACGUCAUCGGUGAUUUCAGCAGAUCCGAGCAAUGUUUUUGACGAAGAAACUGAGAAUGCUAGCAAAUCUUAUAAUACAAUUCAAACAACUUUAGCCCUGAGUACCGAAACUCCAUUGGAAGUUUCAAUAGACACCAUUGCACCAUAUCCGAGUACCGUUACUGACCAUGCAACUAAUAAUGCUGAUGGUUCUGAUAACCCAAGUCCGACUUCUAUUUUGCUGAGCAACAAUACUACAUCGCUAGUUUCAACAAAACCCAAUGCAUCAGCCCAAAGUACAUUGUCUGAUUUAGAAACAGAGACUUCUGUCAGUUCUUUAAACACAACUAUGGAUACUAUAUUAUUGAGAAACGAUACACCAUCGGGUAUUUCAACAGUGACGAGUGCACAUCAUACACCAUUGAGUCCCGAAACGCCAUCAAUAGGUUCAAUAGAGCAGAAUGCACCACCAUCGAGCACCGUUCCUGACCAAGGAAAUGAAAGCACAGGCAGUUCUUACAAUCUAACGUCUAUACCCUUGAGCACCGGAACGCCAACGGUAGUUUCAACGGAAUCGAAUGAACCAUCUACGAACUCCAUUCCUGACCAAGAAACUCAAAAUACUGGCAGUUUUUAUAUCACAAGUUCAAAAACUAUACUCUUCAGCAACAAAACGUCAUCGAUGAUUUCAGCAGAUACGAGCAAUGUUUCUGACCAAGAAACUGAGACUGCUAGCAAAUCUUAUAACACAAUUCAAACGACUUUAGCCCUGAGUACCGAAACUCCAUUGGAAGUUUCAAUAGAGACCAUUGCACCAUCUCCGAGUACCGUUACUGACCAUGCAACUAAUAAUGCUGAUGAUUCUGAUAACCCAAGUCCGACUUCUAUUUUGCUGAGCAACAAUACUACAUCGCUAGUUUCAACAAAACCCAAUGCAUCAGCCCAAGGUACAUUGUCUGAUUUAGAAGCAGAGACUACUGUCAGUUCUUUAAACACAACUAUGCCUACAAUAUUCUUGAGAACCGAUACACCAUCGAGUAUUUCAACAGUGACGAAUGCACAUCAUACACCAUUGAGUCCCGAAACGCCAUCAAUAGGUUCAAUAGAGCAGAAUGCACCUACAUCGAGCACCGUUCCUGACCAAGGAAAUGAAAGCACAGGCAGUUCUUACAAUCUAACUUCUAUACCCUUGAGCACCGGAACGCCAAUGGUAGUUUCAACGGAAUCGAAUGAACAAUCUACGAACUCCAUUCCUGACCAAGAAACUCAAAAUACUGGCAGUUUGUAUAUCACAAGUUCAAAAACUAUACUCUUCAGCAACGAAACGUCAUCGGUGAUUUCAGCAGAUCCGAGCAAUGUUUCUGACCAAGAAACUGAGACUGCUAGCAAAUCUUAUAAUACAAUUCAAACAACUUUAGCCCUGAGUACCGAAACUCCAUUGGAAGUUUCAAUAGAGACCAUUGCACCAUAUCCGAGUACCGUUACUGACCAUGCAGCUAAUAAUGCUGAUGGUUCUGAUAACCCAAGUCCAACUUCUAUUUUGCUGAGCAACAAUACUACAUCGCUAGUUUCAACAAAACCCAAUGCAUCAGCUCCAAGCUCAUUGCCUGAUUUAGAAACUGAGACUACUGUCAGUUCUUCAAACACAACUAUGCCUACAAUAUUCUUGAGAACCGAUACACCAUCGAGUAUUUCAACAGUGACGAAUGCACUUCAUACACCAUCGAGUCCCGAAACGCCAUCAGUAGGUUCAAUAGAGCAGAGUACACCACCAUCGAGCACCGUUGCUGGCCAAGGAGAUGAAAGCACAGGCAGUUUUUACAAUCUAACUUCUAUACCCUUGAGCACCGGAACGCCAACGGUAGUUUCAACGGAAUCGAAUGAACAAUCUACGAACUCCAUUCCUGACCAAGAAACUCAAAAUACUGGCAGUUUUUAUAUCACAAGUUCAAAAACCAUACUCUUCAGCAACGAAACGUCAUCGGUGAUUUCAGCAGAUCCGAGCAAUGUUUCUGACCAAGAAACUGAGACUGCUAGCAAAUCUUAUAAUACAAUUCAAACAACUUUAGCCCUGAAUACCGAAACUCCAUUGGAAGUUUCAAUAGAGACCAUUGCACCAUAUCCGAGUACCGUUACUGACCAUGCAACUAAUAAUGCUGAUGGUUCUGAUAACCCAAAUCCGACUUCUAUUUUGCUGAGCAACAAUACUACAUCGCUAGUUUCAACAAAACCAAAUGCAUCAGCUCGAAGCACAUUGUCUGAUUUAGAAACUGAGACUACUGUCAGUUCUUUAAACACAACUAUGCCUACAAUAUUCUUGAAAACCGAUACACCAUCGAGUAUUUCAACAGUGACGAGUGCACAUCAUACACCAUUGAGUCCCGAAACGCCAUCAGUGGGUUCAAUAGAGCAGAAUGCACCACCAUCGAGCACGGUUCCUGACCAAGGAAAUGAAAGCACAGGCAGUUCUUACAAUCUAACUUCUAUACCCUUGAGCACCGGAACGCCAACGGUAGUUUCAACGGAAUCGAAUGAACCAUCUACGAAUUUCAUUCCUGACCAAGAAACUCAAAAUACUGGCAGUUUUUAUAUCACAAGUUCAAAAUCUAUACUCUUCAGCAACGAAACGUCAUCGGUGGUUUCAGCAGAUACGAGCAAUGUUUUUGACCAAGAAACUGAGACUGCUAGCAAAUCUUAUAACACAAUUCAAACGACUUUAGCCCUGAGUACCGAAACACCAUUGGAAGUUUCAAUAGAGACCAUUGCACCAUCUCCGAGUACCGUUACUGACUUUGCAACUAAUAAUGCUGAUGGUUCUGAUAACCCAAGUCCGACUUCUAUUUUGCUGAGCAACAAUACUACAUCGCUAGUUUCAACAAAACCCAAUGCAUCAGCUUCAAGCACAUUGCCUGAUUUGGAAACUGAGACUACUGUCAGUUCUGUAAACACAACUAUGCCUACUAUAUCUUUGAGAACCGAUACACCAUCGGGUAUUUCAACAGUUACGAGUGCACAUCAUACACCACUGAGUCCCGAAACGCCAUCAGUAGGCUCAAUAGAGCAGAAUGCACCACCAUCGAGCACCGUUCCUGACCAAGGAAAUGAAAGCACAGGCAGUUCUUACAAUCUAACUUCUAUACCCUUGGGCACCGGACAACCAACGGUAGUUUCAACGGAAUCGAAUGAACUUUCUACAAACUCCUUUUCUGACCAAGAAACUCAAAAUACUGGCAGUUUUUAUAUCACAAGUUCAAAAACUAUUCUUGUCAGCACCGAAACGUCAUCGGUGGUUUCAGCAGAUCCGAGCAAUGUUUCUGACCAAGAAACUGAGACUACUAGCAAAUCAUAUAACACAAGUCGAGCAACGUUAGACCUGAACACCGAAAAUCCAUUGGUAGUUUCAAUAAAGCCAAAUUCACCACUUCCGAGAACUGACAAUGCAACUGAUAAAACUGGUAGUUCUAAUAAUCCUAGUCCGACAACAAUACAACUGAGCAACAAUACUACAUCGUCAGUUUCAUUACAGCCCAAUGCAACAGCUCUGAGUACCAUUCAUGAGCAAGAUAUUGAGAGUACUGACACUAAUACAACUACCAUAACCAUGAGCACCGACACCAAAUUGGCAGUUUCAACAGAGUCGAAUACCUCUCCUACAAGCAUCCAUCCUGAAAUAGAAACUGAGACUACUGUCAGUUCUUAUAACAACAGUUAUACUGCCAAGCUGCUGAGCACCGAAACACCAUUAGUUGUUCAAACAGAGUGGAAAGCACCUCCUACGAAGAUCGCUCCUGACAAAGAAACUGAGAAAACCGGAAGUUCUGAUACCACAACUCUGACUUUUACACUGCCGAGCACCGAAAUUCCAUUGGUAGAUACAACAGAUCCGAGCACCGUACCAGUCCAAACAACGGUGAAUAUUGACAGUUCUGAUAACACAAGUCUUUUUAAUAUACACAUAAAGACUGAAACUCAAUCGGUAGAUUCAACAGUCCAGAAUGAACCCUUUCCGAGCACCUUGUCGAACCUAGAAACUGGGUCUUUUGCCAGUUCUCGUCACACAAAUAUGACUACUAUACUCAUGAGAACCGAAACACAAUCAGUUGUUUCAACAGAGUCAAAUGAACCUCCUACGUACACAUCUCCCAAAGAAGAAACUGAGAAAACUGAUAGUUCUAAUAAGACAAUUCCAAAUUAUAUACUGCUUCGUACCGAUAUUCCAUCAGCAGUUUCAACAGAGUUGAAUGCACUUCUUCCAAACACCGUUUCCGGCCAAGUAAAUGAGAAUACUGGCAGUUCAGGUAGGACAGGUCUAACUUCUACACACCUGAGCAUCGAAAGUUCAUCGGUAAUUUCAACCGAGCCGAAUGCAACUUCACCUAGCACCGUCCCUGACCAAGCAACUGAGAAUACUCGCAGUAAAGAUAGCACAAAUCUAACUAGUAUGCACCUGAGCACCGACACACCAUCGGUAGGCUCAACAGAGCCGAAUGCACCACAACAGAGCACCGUUUCUGAUCAAGGAUCUGAAAGCACAGACAGGUUUUAUAAAAACAAUUUAACUUCUUUAUCACUGAGUCCCGAAACGCCAGCGGUAGUUUCAACAGAAUCGGGUGCACCACCACUGAGCACCUUUCUUGAUCAAGUAACUGAAAAAACAGACAGUCUUUAUGAAAAAAGUCCGACUUCUUUACCCUUGAGUCCCGAAACGCCAUCGGUAAUUUCAACAGAGCAGAAUGAACCAUCUACGAACUCUCAACCUGACCAAGAAACUCAGAAUACUGGAAGUUUUUAUAUCACAAGUUCAAAAACUAUACUACUGAGUACCGAAAGGUCAUCGGUUAUUUCAGUAGUUCCGAGCAAUGUUCCUGGCUCAGAAACUGGGAGUUCUGGCAAAUCUUAUAACACUAUUCCAACAACUAAGGCCCUGAGCACCGAAACUCCAUUUAAAGCUUCAAAAGGGCCCAGUGCAUCCUCUAUACGUACCGUUACUGACCAUGCAACUUAUAAUACUGGUAGUUCUUAUAAAACAAGUUCGACUAGUAUACAACUGAGCAACGAGACUACAUUGUCAGUAUUAACAGAGUCCAAUGAACCAUCUCAAAGUACCAUUCAGCAAGAAAUUGAGAGUACCGACAGUUUUAAGAACAGAAAUCCAACUUACUUACCCUCGAGCACUGAAACGUCAUCGGUAGUUUUAACGGAGUCGAUUACACCUCCUACGAGCAUCCGUGCUGAAAUAGAAAUUGAGACUACUGUUAGUUCUUAUAACAACGAUUAUACUGCUACUAUGCUGGGAACUGAAGCACCAUCGGGUGUUCCAACUGAGUCGAAUGCACCUUCUCCGAACACCGCUCCCGACAAAGAAACUGAGAAAACUGGAAGCUCUGAUACCACAACUCUUACUUCUUCACUGCUGAGCACCGAAAUUCCAUCAGCAGUUUCAACAGAUUGGACAGCACGUCCUCUGAUCACCGUUCCUGACCAAGCAACUGUGAAUACUAGUAGUUCUGAUAGUACAAGUCUAACUACUAUACACCUGAGCACCGAAGCUCCAUUGCACCAGAACACCAUCGGUUGUUUCAACAAAGUCGAAUGCUGCUCCAACGAAGACCGCUACCAACCUAGAAACUGA